Molecule: messenger RNA, 1721 nt
Organism: Eptesicus fuscus (big brown bat)
Lineage: Eukaryota; Metazoa; Chordata; Mammalia; Chiroptera; Vespertilionidae
Gene: CHST13
Product: carbohydrate sulfotransferase 13
Exons: 3
Coding region: 9-1034 (341 amino acids)
Biological process (GO): carbohydrate biosynthetic process; proteoglycan biosynthetic process
Cellular component (GO): membrane
Molecular function (GO): sulfotransferase activity
Source: RefSeq, a predicted model, not a curated record
GGCACAGGAUGGGGAGGCGCUGCUGGCGGCGGCGCGCGCUGGCGGCCGCGUGUCUGAGCGCUGCGCUCCUGCUCCUGGGCGCCGCGACCCGCGCCCUACUCCCCGAAUCUGGAAACAAGGCCCUGGGCUCUGGCUGGCUUGGUGGGAAGAAGAGGAGUCCCCUGCAGAUGCUCUAUGACCUGGACCAGGGUUCCAGCUCGGCCCUGGCGGAGGUGCACCGGCAGCGACGCAAUCUGCUGCGCCGCGCCUGCAGCCGCCACACGCGCCGGCAGCGCCUGCUGCAGCCCGAGGACCUGCGGCACGUGCUGGUGGACGACGCCCACGGCCUGCUCUACUGCUACGUCCCCAAGGUGGCCUGCACCAACUGGAAGCGCGUGCUGCUGGCGCUGCGCAGCCCGGGGGGCGCGGACCCGCAGGCCAUCCCCGCGCACCAGGCGCACGCGCCGGGCCGCCUGCCCUCUCUGGCAGACUUCAGCCCCGCCGAGAUCAACCGGCGCCUGCGCGCCUACCUGACCUUCCUCUUCGUGCGCGAGCCCUUCGAGCGCCUGGCUUCGGCCUACCGCAACAAGUUCGCGCGGCCCUACAGCGCCGCCUUCCAGCGGCUUUACGGCACGCGCAUUGUGCGGCGCCUGCGCCCGCGCCCGCACCCGGACGCGCUGGCCCGCGGCCACGACGUGCGCUUCGCCGAGUUCCUGGCCUACCUGCUGGACCCGCGCACGCGCCGCGACGAGCCUUUCAAUGAGCACUGGGAGCGCGCCCACGCGCUCUGCCACCCGUGCCGCCUGCGCUACGACGUCGUGGGCAAGUUCGAGACCCUGGCGGAGGAUGCGGCCUUCGUGCUGGGCCUGGUGGGCGCGCCAGGCCUGCGCUUCCCCGCGCCACCGCCCCGGGCCAAGGCAGCCACCGCCCAGGACCAGGCCAGGCGCCUCUUUCAGGACAUCAGCCCCUUCUAUCAGCGGCGCCUCUUUGACCUCUACAAGAUGGACUUCCUGCUCUUCAACUACUCCGCCCCCUCCUACCUGCGGCUGCACUAGCCUGCAGUGCUCGCCACGGGGCCCGGUGCACUGCAGAGGCUCCCAGGCCAGGGAUGAGGGGGUCCCGAAAAUGGGAGUUUUUGACAACCACUGCAUUGGGCCAACAUCACACCUGGCCGGUUUUGGGUGCAGCCCACCUCAGCUGCUGUACAACUGGGUGCCUAUCCUGUGUCCUGCCUGUCGCUUGAUGUUGCUUCCUCUAACUGCUCUAGCUGGGGUGGGCGAGGAUUGGAUAACAGAGUUUUAAGUUGCAAAGAGGCCAUUUUUUUGUCAGCUCUGUCCCUGAACCUGUCCAUGGUGUAACAGAGCAGAAUGCUGGCUUCAGCCCCGCCGAGAUCAAUGUGGCCAUCCUAAUUCCCUCCCCACUUCACCUACUCUGGUAAGGACAGCCCUGGCCAAGGAGAGAAGCCCUCCCCUGCAGGACUCAGGCUGGGGCCAUCCUUGCCCAUGGGCAUGGCACAGGAGCCAGCUGUGAGCCGCCUUCACUCUGCCCGUCUCAGAGCAGGGCCACCUUUCCUGUUGCUGGCCCUGCCCUGGCCCCACCCUUGGUCUUAGUCUGGCCAGAUGCUAGGUUGCCUCUGUGUGCUCACGGAAUCCAGGGUGCAAUAUGAUGGCAGGUUUUAUAGGACUUUGGUGAUCUGGGGAGCUCAUGUUAUCGAAAUAAAUGAGUUUUGUUACUUUCUGACA